This is a messenger RNA of Haliotis rufescens (red abalone), 1470 nucleotides long. RefSeq names its product B-cell lymphoma/leukemia 10-like. The transcript is spliced from 3 exons. Gene Ontology annotation, biological process: positive regulation of extrinsic apoptotic signaling pathway; adaptive immune response; canonical NF-kappaB signal transduction. The record is from RefSeq and is a predicted model, not a curated record. Gene Ontology annotation, molecular function: kinase activator activity; NF-kappaB binding; protein kinase B binding. Gene Ontology annotation, cellular component: cytosol; CBM complex. Lineage: Eukaryota; Metazoa; Mollusca; Gastropoda; Lepetellida; Haliotidae. The coding region runs from base 270 to 785 and encodes 171 amino acids.
GCGGCGGUCGUUAUUGACCUGACCUCUUACCAGGAAGUUGACAAACACACACACACACACCUAAAUAGCCGGGUCGUUACGUCAAGCUGUCACCGGAGUUUUGUUUUCCUCAUUGGGUUUAAUUACCUAUUUUGCAGUUGGGCAAUUCAUAUCAACUACUCGAUUCCCCAUAGGCGAAUCAACGCGAUUCCCCAUAGACGAAACUUAAAGCGAAUCAGGCUUCGGGUACAGUCGGCCUUGGGAACGUGGUGACAACCGCACACGUAUCCAUGAGCAGUAGGAUGGUAUACCCAAAGGAUGAAAUCGUGUAUUCAAGAAGUGACUGUGACACUAUGGACGAGGCCAGCAUUCUGAACGGGAUCAAAGUCGAGAUCCUGAGAGAGAAGCGAGCGCAGUUGGUAAAAUUCCUGAACCCAGAUCGACAUUACGACUUCCUGCGUUCACAGUGUGUCCUGUCGGGGGAAGAUUGUGAGGAAAUAAACCACAAGGUGACCCGGCGGCAGAAGGCGAGCCUCAUGCUGGACAAACUACUUGACCACGGAGGCAGCGCGUAUGACCGCCUGUGCGAGAGUCUUCUAAGGGAGAGAACUCAGAUGUUCCUGCUCAAAUCCCUCAACAUGGAGUACGAGAACAAGAUGAACAACUGUAAAGCACUGUUCCAGGCCAGUGUGAACAGAUCUACCACCAUUAAGCUGGCCGUGGACACAGACACCCUGCCACGCCCUCCCCCACCCACGCUCGCAAGCACGAAGCAGUGGAGUAUCUCAGAUGACUCAACAGCAUAACUCCACACACGGGAGCAAGACUGCCCCUGGACAGAAUGUUAAGUGACAGUCUAUCUGGAACAUUUACUGACAUCUGCGUUUUCUUUACGUUUGGGUACUGAGAUGAGUUGAACCACUGCAAAACACCAAGAAUACUUCGUGCAGUCCGUCUUCGAUUUGAUAGUGUCAACUCUUGCACCACAAAGAACUUCGGCAUGCUGUACCACCAAUAACGCGCUGGUAGUGAUGUCCAAUGUAACUGGAAGUCAUGCUACCCCCUCCCCUCUAAAGACUCAGGGACACCGAAGCAAUUUCUAGUCUUAUUUGAUGCAGCAAAAUGUUCUUGAUGAAUGAGCAAUUUUCAUUUGAUCACAUGGUGUGAAUUUGAAGCUGGUCAAUGUGAUGGUUAAGUUUGAAAAGUAUUGGAAAGUUUGAGGUGAAAGGUAUGGCCAUAGGAUGACAUGAAGGAAAUAGUGAACAUCACCAAAAUGUCUUGGAAAUGUUUGCUGCAUUGAUACUGCCAAGAAAAUGACAUACAUAGGAUAUGGUCCAAAAGUGUUCAAACAUUUCUUUUAUCUUAAAUAACCUUCAGGACAUCUCAUUCUAAUUCCACCAGUAGUGUGAAUGUGUUCCUAAGACAACAACUUCCACACAUUCAUAUUCUCCAACUGCACAUUGUUGAAUAAAAACCUAAUGAUGCACUUUA